Molecule: messenger RNA, 3338 nt
Organism: Dermatophagoides pteronyssinus (European house dust mite)
Lineage: Eukaryota; Metazoa; Arthropoda; Arachnida; Sarcoptiformes; Pyroglyphidae
Product: C2 domain-containing protein 5
Biological process (GO): protein localization to plasma membrane; positive regulation of protein targeting to membrane; intracellular protein transmembrane transport
Cellular component (GO): plasma membrane
Molecular function (GO): calcium-dependent phospholipid binding; calcium ion binding
Source: RefSeq, a predicted model, not a curated record
GUUAAUUCAUGCAUAAUAAACUAAUCCACAAAUCAUAUUGAUACCAUGUUUAAUCCAAAUGCCAUUGCAUAUUGCCUGAUCCUAUUUCCAUUUUGAAGCAAACAAACACACGACACCAAACACCAUGCCGGGAAAAGUUAAAGUAAGAAUUUUAGCUGGCCGCAAUCUACCUGUAAUGGAUAAAUCAAGCGAUGCAUCCGAUGCAUUUGUUGAGGUGAAACUUGGCGGAACAACCUAUAAAACUGAAGUUUAUCGCCGAUCGCUCAAUCCAUAUUGGAAUUCUGAAUGGUUUCGGUUUGAAAUUGAUGAUGAAGAACUGCAAGAUGAACCAUUACAGAUUCGGAUAAUGGAUUACGACACUUAUUCAGCUAACGAUGCUAUCGGCAAAGUUUAUAUCGAUCUGAAUCCAUUAUUGCAAAAGGAUUCCAAGCAUGUACUUUCCGGUUGGUUUCCCAUCUACGAUACAAUGCACGGAAUACGUGGCGAAAUCAACUGCAUUGUCAAAGUGGCUUUGAUAUCCGAUGCUAAUCGUUAUCGGCAAUCAUCUUGUGGUUUUAAAUUUUUUUAUUGUCCCAAAAUCCCGGAAGGUUAUAUUUGCGAAGCUAUACUUGGUUUUGUUGAAGAAUUAGUCGUUAAUCAUGAUCCCGAAUAUCAGUGGAUUGAUAAAAUCCGAACGCCAAGAGCAUCGAAUGAAGCACGACAAACACUGUUUUCGAAAAUUUCCGGUGAAGUACAGCGUAAAAUUGGCAUUAAAGCAUUGGAUUUAGGCGGUAAUGCUGUGGUUGGUUAUCAACAACAUUUCGAUCUGGAAGGCGAAUCCGGUAUCGUUGUGCGUGGUAUCGGUACAGCUGUUCUCAUCACCAAACUAGUCUCUAUCAAUAAUAAUUUAGCCACCGAUAUACUGCCAUCAUCAUCAAUACCUGUGGAAGAAUUAACGUGCAAAUCAGCAUCGCCAACCGUGCAAUUGUAUAAUGGAUCAACUAAUAUUUUCAUCAAAGAUUCCAAUCAGGAUGCAGAACAACAACCACAACAACAAUCGAUCAACAAAACGGACAAACAUUCGAAUUCAUCUUGUUUGCGUCGAUUAUCCGAUUCGGACCUGAAUCAAUUAUCAAAUCAGCAUAAUCAAAGUAAUAAUUCUGUUGAUGUGGCUUCAUCCUCAUCAUCCACAUCGUUCAAUAUGACCACAUCGACGACAGCCACCACGAUAUUGAAUAUCACUAAUAAUAAUAAUAAAUCAUCCAAUAUAAUGAAUAAAAUGAAAUUAUCUCCAGAAAAAUUGCAAUUACUCGAAUAUCCAUUCUUAACAUUGAAAACAUUCCCCACCGGCUUGAUAGCCAAUCUGGGUGGCAUUAUAUCGGCACGCUCGGUGAAACUUCUCGAUCAGAUUAAUAACCCAGAUGAUCCGGAAACACGUGAUGCAUGGUGGACUGAAUUGCGUAAAGAAAUUCGUUCGCAUAAGAAAACAUUGAAUUGUAAUGCUGUUUUGGGUUAUACUGAAACUGCAUACAUCAAUGAUGAAAUAUGCAUCCUAUCGGCUUGUGGUACAGCAGCAUUGCUCAAAACAUCGGAAACCGAUAUUGAACAAUUAUAUAACCACUAUAAUCAAAAUGUUGCCAACACUACCAACAACAUUAACGAUUCGAAAAGCCAUUUUUAUGAUUUCAAAAGUUCCUUCAUUCAAUCAAACCAUUCACAGCAUCAACUAAAAUCAUUAAACAUUAAUCAAACAACCACCACCACGACAACAUGUCACAUUUGUCAUGUGCCAUAUCAAGAUAACCAGGUUCCCUUUCCAACGAAUUUAAUGUUGUGUUCAUUAUGUAACAAAUACAAAGUGCCAGAUUUUCUAUUCAUGACCAUUGAACCAUAUGAUAGUGUGCCCACAAUUGGCUAUGGCACAUUGAUUCAGGCACGGGUUUGUCGCCCGAAACGUGAAUCGAAAGGUGAAGCUUGUGCCAAAGAAAUAUCUGAUAGUCUUCCUUUUCUCGAAUACGAACUGUAUAGACAAUUGCUCACUAAAUUAAAAAUCAAAGGAAUGAACUGUUUGUUCAAUAUUUCCAUCCAAAUUUCGUUUGGCGAAAAUAUGUUAGUAGCUGUGGCUACAGGUACCGGUGCCUUUUUUUCCCCACUUCAUCCACCAUCGCCACCAAAAAUAUCGUCCGGCAAAGGAACUUGGUGUUCCAAAUUGAAUGAAAUACAGGCACUGAUAUCGGAUAGUAUUGCACGUAAUCGAAAACUUUAUAAUCUAAGUUCAACCAGUCAAGAUUCGAAACGAACUUUAACAACAUCAACAACAGCUACUAAUGCCCUCAACAAUAAUGAUGAGGAUCUCAUCAAAAGUGACGAUAAUGAACAAAAAGUUAACAACAACAACAGCAAUCAGACAGUAGAUCCGGUGGAAAGUAAAGAUACCUGUGUUCUAUUGGAAGUUGAUGAUACUGAAGAUGCCGAUAUCAUUUCGUUGAUGAUCGAUUCGGAUGUUCCGAAAGGAUUUGAUGUUUGCAAUUCGGAAUAUAUGCCCGGCAAAGAAUGUCAAUUUGUUUGCAAUCUGCAAAUGUUUGCACAAGUUUAUCGUACUAAAUUGCAAUCAAUCAAACAGUUUGGUCAUCAAUUUGAUUGGAUUAUUCAAUCUUUAUUCAUUAAGUUUCGUUCAUUAAUCCCAUGUUGUUUAACUGAUCUAAAAUUUCGUAUCGAUAUUCCGGAGGCGGACAUCAUCCAAAUUACCUUGACAGGUACCGCCAUUGGUAUGGGUCCACCUUCCAAAAUGCAACCAAGUUCCCGACAACGUUCAAUCACUGUUCAAUCAGAACAUCAGGACAAUGAUCUCAUAUUUAUUAUGGACAAUGUUAACGAUAUGCAAAAUGAAGUCAAUCAUUGUGAACAGCAGAAAAACCAAUACCAUUAUCAUAGCACACCAAAUGAACAUUUCGGUAUCGAAUUGACUCCGCUUAGCUAUAUACCAAAAGCGCAGAUCAGUAAUUACCUGGGUAAUUUGGAUUUCUUUUUUAUACGUGAAAGCAGUAGUAUUCGAGAUUAUGGUGGCCUUAGUGGUUUUGUUCAUAAUUUCAUGACCGAAGUGUUUGCUAUUGUUCGUUCUCAUGUGUCAUCAUUGAGUGGUAAUGCAAUGACUUCAUUUCACGUAACACAACUUUUGUUGUUGUUUAAUCCGCAUAAAAAUCAGGCGCAAUGUUUGAUCAACGUGGCUGGCGAUGUUGUUCAGGCUAAUUAUUUUGUGGAAAAAUGAAUGGAAGCAAUUAUUUAUCAUCAUCAUCACCAUGAUCUGUCAUAAUUUCUAAUCCAGCAGCUAUUAUUUGUUGUUAUAAUAAUCUUGUCUU